CUGUUAGAUAGAGGAGAGAGCAUGUUUGGCGGCUGUCCGUACGGAGAUUUGGCGCCAAUAUUGCUGGUAGGAGAGAAAUUUAUCGGCUUUGAUGGAGGGGAAGGAGAAGAUGAUGGUGACAAAGCGGUGAGGUUUAGCGGCAAAACUGAGGUCGCCAUUUUAACGGCGAAGCUUUGGCCACCAACAACAAAAGGUUACAACAAAUUUCCUCUUAAUCUUCCUCCUCCCAUAUUCGAACUUCACAUGAACCUCAAAACCGCUUCCCCGAAAAAAAUGCCGAGAAAAGUAGCGAUUGCAAUUCCGAAAAUGCCGGCCAAAAUACCUGGAACGAUCAAAGAAGUCCAUCCUUUGGAAGUCGCCAUGCCACAGGCUGUCGUGGGCCCGCCCACAUUCGCAUUCGACGCCAGCAGCAAAAGCCUGAGCUCAAAACCGAACAUUUUUCCGAGCCCGAGUAUGAUUGCCAGGUGGACACCAAUUUGGACGAGGGCAAACAAGAAAAUACUUGGUGCUGUGGUUAUUACAUUCCGUAUGUUCCCGCUUGCACCAACCACGGCAAAAAACACCUAA
Molecule: messenger RNA, 567 nt
Organism: Striga asiatica
Lineage: Eukaryota; Viridiplantae; Streptophyta; Magnoliopsida; Lamiales; Orobanchaceae
Source: the annotation of a GenBank genome assembly